Striga asiatica is the source of this 1297-nucleotide messenger RNA. The record is from the annotation of a GenBank genome assembly. Lineage: Eukaryota; Viridiplantae; Streptophyta; Magnoliopsida; Lamiales; Orobanchaceae.
AAAAAAAAAAAAGGAAAACUAAAAAGCAAAUAAAGAAAGAAAAAUCAGUGACAUACCACCAUUUUCGCCCACACCUUCUCUCUCCGGAGUCCUGCUUGCACAAGCCAUAAUUCAGUUUUAUAUUGAAGGAGUUUUUGUUAAAGUUUAAAUUUAUGGAGUGCAUUGAGGCAAGAGCUCUGAAAUCGAGUUUCCUGGCUCAAAUGGCCGUGAAAACGAACCCUCAGAUGUUUCAAAACGACGACGUUUGGUGCCUGACAAAGAUCAACAGCGUCGCAGCGGAUGAUUUCCCGGUGGAGGACCUCCUUAACCUGGACCUCCCCGAAAAAGAUUUUCAAGAGGGGUUUUGUUUUUCCCAGGAAGAUAAUCAAUUUCCUCAAAAGGAAUUGUCCAAUAAUUCCUCUUCAAGUUUUACCGGCGCCGACGAGAUUGACAGCCUGUCCGAACUUGCUGUGCCGGUCGAUGAUUUGGAGAGCUUAGAGUGGCUAUCACAGUUCGUGGACGACUCUUCAUCGGGCCUCUCCUUAUUAUGCCCGGCCGGAAGUUUUCAAACCGGAGCCAAUUCCGGCAAACGCCCCGAACCGGCCAGCCGCCCGGCCCGAAAAAACCGGGCCCCACGCUUCCCGGUACCAAUUCCGGGCAAACCCCGGACCACGCGCUCGAGAAAACCGAGCGGCCGGCCAUGGACUCUGUCUCCGCCGCCGCUAAGCCCCGCCGGCUCCACCUCUUUAUGCCCCGUGGAGCCCGUGAACCCUGUUUGGGCCACCGAGCGGUUAUUCGGUUUGGGCCUUGAAAAACUGGUGGCCCGCAAGCGAAAGGCCGAGCCUGAAGGCGGUUUGGGCCGUAAGUGCACGCACUGCCAGGUGCAGAAGACUCCACAGUGGCGGAGUGGGCCGCUGGGCCCAAAAACGCUGUGCAAUGCGUGCGGUGUUCGGUACAAGUCGGGCCGUUUAUUUCCUGAAUACAGGCCCGCUUUCAGCCCGACUUUUUCGAACGAACUGCACUCGAACAGCCACCGAAAAGUGCUGGAGAUGCGCCGGAGGAAGGAGAUAUCUCUGGAACAGAGCUCGUGAACCGUUGGGUUUUUGUAGGUUAGGUUUUGGGCUAAACCCGGUUUGUAUGAACCGGUGGCGGUCUUCGGUUGUGAAAUUUUGGGUGGUUUGUUUGGGUAGGCUAGGCAGGUUUAUAGCCAUAGAAAUAUGGAGGUUAUUACUAUUUAGUUUUUCUUUUUUGGCAAUUCAUUUAUUUUUGCAGUGUAAAACUAAUUUUAAUUAAGAAAUUGAGUUAGAGAUGGUAUUAA